This is a messenger RNA of Naegleria gruberi, 2874 nucleotides long. RefSeq names its product cell division cycle 20. Gene Ontology annotation, molecular function: ubiquitin ligase activator activity; anaphase-promoting complex binding; protein binding. The record is from RefSeq and is a predicted model, not a curated record. Bases 195 to 2774 code for a protein of 859 amino acids. Gene Ontology annotation, biological process: positive regulation of ubiquitin protein ligase activity; anaphase-promoting complex-dependent catabolic process; positive regulation of anaphase-promoting complex-dependent catabolic process. NCBI's taxonomy places the organism in Eukaryota, Heterolobosea, Eutetramitea, Acrasida, Naegleriidae. Gene Ontology annotation, cellular component: anaphase-promoting complex. The transcript has a single exon.
UUUAUAUUUCUUCAUUGUGUAUUCAAAUUUACAAAACUUUUCAUAGAGGAAGAAGAAUACAACAAAUAUCAAUUAAUUUAUUAUCUCAUCAAACUAACAUCAUCUAUAACCAAUCCACUUUUUAAUAAUAAUUAAUACCAAUACUAUUAAUAAUAAUAAUUAUUUAAAUUCCAACGAAAUAUAGAAAUUUAAGAAUGUCCAAUCUCCUGCUCACUUCUCCCUUGCCAUCCUCUCCAACGAAAGGCUUGUUGGAUCAUCUUUCCCCACAUAAGCAGAAUAAUAAUAAUAAUAAUAGCAAAAGACAUUCAUUGGUACUGAAUAGUGGGUUGAAAAUCUCUUUACCAACCUCUACAAGUAACAUGACCGAUUCCUUGCUGUUUACCUCACCUAGAUCCAAUAAUAAUAAUCAAUUCUCUUCUCUUCCUUUUAGUGGUCAAUCAAUGCCACCUAAUGCUCAAAACCUUGUACAAACACCAAGACAUAACAAACCAGAGAGUCCAACAUGUCCAAGAACUGCUCCAAGUCAUUUAGUAACUAAUGUUCCAGUGAAAGGUAGAGGCAAUGGGCUAUCUCUGCACAAUAAUAAUGUAAAUUUACACCUCCAAAAUAAUCCCCUCUCACCAAAUAAUAAGAAACGAAUUCAUCCUCACUCUGCCCUCUCACCACUCAAGCAAGCUCCUCUUCAACAACACAUUCCUCAACCUGGAAAUGGGCUCAAGAUUCAACUUGGUGCUCAGCUUGUCAAUGAUAGAAAUUGUUUAACCUCUUGCAAUAAGACAACUAAGAAAGUGGUGGCACCUUUUGGUGAUCGUAAGCCAUCAGUUGUGAAACGAUUGGAUUUUUCAAGUUUAGCUGGGGAAACUAAUAGUGUUAACACUUGUUCAAACGAUUUGCAAGAUAAUUUUUCGAGUAGUUGUGGUGAAGUGUUUGAUCCAUCUGCAAUUUUAUCAGAAUCUAUUCUAACUCCAAAAACCUUCACACCAACCAAUAUGACCUCACCUAAGAAGAAUACAGACAUUAGUGCUGGAUGGAAUAUGUCUCCUGCUUCGAAGAGAAGAAACUUUGAUGUCAUUCUAAAUUCCCCAUCUCUACAUGCUGACAGAUUUAUACCUCAAAGAUGCACCCAAUCUGAAAUGGAAAUUGCCAAACAUUUAAUGUUUACAUCUAAUGAUGGAAAUGCCAAUACACCAGGAUCUCCAAGCAGUGGUCAGCAAGGUUCAUCCACCAGCUCACAAAUGAAUAUGCCAUAUCAAUUCGAGUCUUGUUUGGAAAGUAGAUUGUUGGAUUCCAAGAUUUCUGAAAAGAAGAUUUUCAAAUUCAAACCAACCAAUUCCAACAUUCAUACAUCCUAUCCUGAUGAUCAGGAUCUCUUCUUUGAUUUUAGCACCAGGGGAGCUGACUCGGCAGAUUGUGUGAGUGAUUCCAUAUUUGACAAUCAGGAAAAUAUCAGAAGAGGUAAUGCUGUGAAUGUACCAUUCUCUCCAAAGAGAAGUAGCCAAACACCAACCAGUGCUGAUACCAAUAUUCAAAACAAGCUCCAAGCAGUAUUUUCCUGCAACAAGCAAUUCUCUCAAAUGACAGAAAUGGAAAAGAGACAACUGCUCCAAGGAGGAAGCAGUUCCAACUCACGACACAGAUCUAUUUCUGCAAUUCCAGAGAGAAUACUCGAUGCACCAAAAUUGGUUGAUGAUUUUUAUUUAAAUUUAUUGGAUUGGAGCUCACAAAAUUUAUUGGCAGUAUCCCUCUUUGAUACUGUCUAUUUGUGGGAUGCAAACAAUGGAAAUAUUACCAAGCUCAUGGAAACGAAUGACAAUGAGGAAGAAGAAACAGAUAAUACGGUUACCAGUGUUGCCUGGACUAUUGAUGGUCAUCACAUUGCUGUAGGAACAAACAAUUGCACUAUUGAGAUUUGGAACGUCGAGAGAAAGACCAUGGUAAGAAGAAUGAUUGGUCAUCAGGCAAGAGUUGGUUCCCUUUCAUGGAAUCCUCGUUGUCAAUCUAUUCUUUCAUCUGGAUCUAGAGAUGGAAAGAUUUUAAAUCACGAUGUAAGAAUAGGUCCAGGUGCUAUUCAUUCUAAUAGCCAUGGCAUGUUCCUUCAUCAACAUGAAACCAUUCCUCAAUAUCCAAGUCAAGUUGUUUCUGUCUAUUCAGGUCACAACCAGGAAGUUUGUGGCUUAAAGUGGUCUCCAGAUGGAUCUCAAUUGGCCUCAGGUGGUAACGACAAUACUCUUCAUAUUUGGGAUGCUAGUAGUGCUAGCUUCUCGCCUGCUCUAUUCACAUUCAAUGAACAUACUGCAGCAGUUAAGGCUCUUGCUUGGUGUCCAUGGCAGAGCAAUUUGUUGGCCUCUGGAGGUGGUACAGCCGAUAGAAAGAUUCACUUUUGGAAUACUUCUAAUGGUGCUCUUUUGAACUCUGUGGAUACUAAAUCUCAAGUGUGUAGUUUAUUGUGGUCCAAGUAUGAUAAGGAACUUGUUUCCUCUCAUGGUUUCUCUCAGAAUCAAUUGAUUGUAUGGAAGUAUCCAAGUUUGAGAAAGGUUGCUGAGCUCACUGGUCACACAAGCAGAGUAUUGCAUUUGGCUCAAUCUCCAGAUGGAAGCUCUGUAGUUUCAGCAGCUGGUGAUCAGACAUUACGUUUCUGGAAGAUCUUUUCGAGUGCUUCAGACAUUCUACACUCUGGCAGUCAAUCUUCUUCGUUUGGAUCAAAGCAAUUUGGUCGAUUCUUUUCAAAUCAAACAACUCAUACCCUAAGCAAUGACAUGAUGACAUUGAGAUAAAUGUUACUUGUUUCAAAAUGGUAACUUUUAUCUUGUAAACUGAUUUCAAAAACCAAUCAAAUCAUUUAGACAUUGAUAAUAAAAGCCUUCGAUUUUUCUC